This is a messenger RNA of Aspergillus saccharolyticus JOP 1030-1, 3053 nucleotides long. Its product is annotated as putative PHD finger domain protein. The coding region runs from base 272 to 2809 and encodes 845 amino acids. The record is from RefSeq and is a predicted model, not a curated record. Gene Ontology annotation, cellular component: Rpd3S complex. The transcript is spliced from 5 exons. Gene Ontology annotation, biological process: regulation of transcription by RNA polymerase II. Lineage: Eukaryota; Fungi; Ascomycota; Eurotiomycetes; Eurotiales; Aspergillaceae.
GCAAUAUUUGAGACAUUCAACUGCUAAUGCUAUCUUUCUAUGCGGAAGACGCGGCAUCUGUCGUGGUUGUGGCAGCUUCCGCAGAAACCCCCUUAGGAGCCUGCUUGGGGUUCCUCGAAAACUUCCGGGCCAACUCCGCGGUUCUUCCUUUCUUCAACCCGCAGACAGCGCGCGGGCUGGCCUCGAUUCCAACCAGCCACGCUGGGCACGCUCAGUGUUCGCUUGGAAUCUUCUAAAGCAUCGCUACACCUCUCGAGCCCUGUCUACAGCAAUGGCUCCAACCCUCCGCUCCUCUUCCUCCCGUGUUCACUCCCCACCUACCACUCCAUUUGAUGCGCCCAUGAUGGCCAGCACAAAUACUUCAGUUCCCGAGGCCACGAGGUCCAGCAAGCAACGGCGCACAGGCAUCAAUUCGCGCUCCGCCACCGCUCCGCCACAGAACGCGCCGGAGCAACAAGAUAAUGGAAGCAAAGAGUGGGCCGAACCUCUGGCCAGAGCGCCGGCCCCUAGCUAUGCGGAUAGUCCCUGGUCAAAUCACUGUGAUAGUCGGAACCCCGUCUUAAACACAAUGCGCCCUUUGGGGACUCGCCCUUCGCCGGCCGACUUGCGGAAGGUCGGCUUAAUGCCUAAGACAAUCCCACCGAUAAUACCUGCCAAGAGAAGGUCUGGUGUCGAGUCUAACGAGCCCGCGCCACAGAAGGCUAGCCCACUUGUUGAUAUUUCCGCGUUUGCGACGCUUCCCAUACCUACCUCCGCGCACGUCGACGUGGAGAAGAUCAAAGUGGCCGUCAGGGAGGCUCUACGGCUGGCGACAGAGACCGAAAAUCGCCCGGUCAGCCGCGGCCUCCUCCGCCUGUGGGAGUCCUGCCUCGAUGACCCUUUUGCCCUAUCUGUGUUGGAGGGCGUAUGCCAAGGGAAUCCUGGCUCGCGCGAGAAAUCUGCGUUUCAAACUAUCAUGCGGGCCGCCUGGGACGAAGUGAAAGCAGAAGAGGCUCGAGCACAGGCAGAAGCCAUCCAAGAAGGAACAGAAACUGAUUCAGUGCCAAUUGUGCCUCGCGCUCGAUCGGCAAGUAGUGUUUCAUCAUUGUCUUCAGUGAAUACGUUCGAAGAUGUCGAUGCAGGCGCGGCCGCAGCACAGGUUCCUGGCUUAGCCCCUGGAUCAAAGGUUCCCCGCGCAAAGGCCAAACACACCCGUUCCGCCGGGCUUAGCAAAGGUGCAACAGAUCUCACAGCUCGUCACUCGAUGCCACCAACCACGGUCAGCACUCAAGUGAAGCAUGCUUUGGAAGAGGACGAAGUACAGUCUGAAGAGUUGGAUAGGAUAGACAGGAUCAAGCGCAUCAAACUGCAGACCCCCCUGCCCACCAUCAUUCCUACUGAGAGCCAAGUCCGGCCUCUGCAACCGACUGAUAUUCCAACCCCAGGUCGCUCACCCACUCCACCUUUUGCUCAUCCUUCUGCACCAACCCCUCCUCCAUUUCUCUCAGAUCGCCCCGCCCCUCAAGCUGAUCUGGUAACGUCAGCUUCUUUGGGAGAAACGGCGGAUAACCUGCCUGAUAGUCGAGCUAGCAGCGAAGCUGGUGACAACCGUCGACUCACGCCAACUAUGGUCGAUACUGAAGACGAAAGACCCGACAACGAUGAGAUCUGUCAUGAAUGCAACAACAGCGGCAAUCUCCUUUGUUGCGAUGGCUGUACUAAUUCCUACCACUUUUCAUGCUUGAAACCCCCCCUGGACCCGAACAACCCUCCAGAGGGAGACUGGUAUUGUCCCAAGUGUGCCAUGCGACGAUCCUUCCGUUCCAUAACUAGCAAGUUUGAUCAACGUUAUGGCGGCAAGAAAGAAGUUAAGGAUUUCCAACUUCCCCCUCGGAUCCGUGAUCAUUUCACGGGUGUGAGGGUGAACAAGAAAGAUAGCCAGUCAUAUGAGGCCAUAGUACCAAUGCCCAAGCCGAAAGGGCGCCGUGGUUACCGCAACGGUACCUACGAUGAUCCUCAUCUAUUUAGGACAGUGGACGCCCUAGGGGCCCCUAUCUUCUGCUUCGCAUGUGCAGGAAAUGCUGCCAGCGGUCGGCCUAUCAUUCAGUGCGAUGUGUGUCCUCUCUCGUGGCAUUUGGACUGUCUCGAUCCGCCCAUGGCCGCCCCACCAGCUCAAGUCCCAGGAAGUGAUCUUGCGCAUCACAAUUGGAUUUGCCCGAAUCAUGCCUGGCAUGAUUACGUUUAUGCCAUCAAGGAUGAAGAAGGUUAUGAUGUUUACAAGCGUAUCCGCCGGCCAAAGCAUCCCCGGAUGGUCGAUAUAGACGUUCUUCUCUCCGAUGACGAGAUCACCCAGAUGGAAGACCAAGAAGAAGGCAGCGUCAGGUACCGCGUGUCAGAGCAAGGAAUCAAACACACCUUCAUUAGCCAGGUCAAAAGAGAAAACGUGGAGUAUCAAUUGCUGAAAGCAAACGCGAACAAAUUCCUUGAGCACGCAACUGCCGAGUAUGACAAGCUAAUUGCGGACGCCCGCGCUGCCUUACCACCACCACAACCCUUGCUGGCCGAUGAGGAUGCAAGCACGACCAUCUCAAAUUCUCGCACCGUUGCUGAACGCCAGGCGGCAGCCAACCUUCUUGAAUUCGCUCAGCAGGAGCAUCUCGCCUCUCCAGACGCCGGUGAUAGGAUGAGCUUGCUUAUUGACCAACUCCGAGCUAAUGCUCCAGAGAUCCGGCCCUCAGCUGAGACUGAGAUAGCCUCCCUACAAGCCUUGAAGGACCUCAUCGACCGACGUGUCCGGGAUCUGGCGGCUCAGCAAUCACGACAAUCAUAAACACCAAAACGCCUUGAGCCGCCAGAUCCCGGCGCGCGUCGCACAGUUUCGAGGUUUUAGAAAAAACCUCUCAACAAUACAAAUGAGGCUCGUUCAACGAGCGGCCUUCACCUUUUUAUUAUUAUUAAAUCUGCGCACAAUAUACGCGUAUAUUCUUAUGACGACGAUUUGAUACGAUAAUUUGACUAUUUGCUGUUAUAUCAUUAACCGUCUGUUCUGUGGCUGCAAGCAAGGCGACGAAUUA